Messenger RNA from Microbotryum saponariae, 1759 nucleotides. The record is from the annotation of a GenBank genome assembly. Lineage: Eukaryota; Fungi; Basidiomycota; Microbotryomycetes; Microbotryales; Microbotryaceae.
AUGGAUCUUGCACCGGUACCCAACGUGGCAUUCGCUGCUGCAGCAUGCUUGGGCUGCUACCAAGCCCCUCCCAAUACCUCCCCUCUGUCGCGCUGCUCGGGCUGCAAACGAGUAAAGUACGUUCGACAGCACUCCACGCCUCAGAUAACCAAGCCGGCAUACACGGCUGGUCAUGGCUAGCAUGCCGCGGGCAGCCCCAUGGUAGUAAGCUGACCCAUGCACCACUGCUUGACUGUAGAUUCUGUUCCAAGGAAUGCUCCGUCAAGGAGUGGCCUGACCACAAGUCGUUCUGUCGGGCAUUCGGUGCGAUGCGCAAGCGACCCCAGGCUACACUGCCACCCAUGUAUCAACUCUCGUCAGUCUGUUCGAAGAGAAUUUAUCUCGUGUUCCGAUGACUUGUGCUUGUGUCUGAUCUGGUGGUUAUCGAUCCCCGUUUGCCACAGUUCCAUUUCGGAUCGAAGACAGACCCACCGGGCUCAAUUCGCUCUGGAGGACGAGUUGAUGGCCGCUGCACUCAAACGUCAGCCGACGAUGCUCGAGUCGAAGCUACUAUGGAGGGAGCCGCGAUGUGCUGUAUGCUGUCAGCCGGGAGACGUGUUUCUUCUUCACUGGCUGAGGUCCGAGCUCAUGUCCUGAAACCCCCGCUUCUCUCGCAUAGGGGAUCGAGAAGCCGAUGUCGAAGGCAGGGACUCUGAGCAUGAAGGUGACAGCUGGCGGGUGUGCCCCAAGUGUCGGAUCAUGCCUUGGUGCUCUGAAUGGCACGAGAAGGGGACCAAAGAAGAACAUCUCCAAAUCAAGGGUGACGACGGGAAAACCCAGGUCAGUCUCUGCCACGGCGGAUUCUGUCGAGCCCAGCCCCCACAUUGACAGGAUCGCCUUCAUAUAUGCACAGUGCGAGACGUUCCAGCUUUCCAACGAAAUCGAUGAAUUCUACCUCCGACAUGCCAUCGCUGUCGGAGGGGAAGGCAGCCCACCUUCGCUCUGGGUCCCGACCCGAAUCCUCAACAAACCAGCAGCCUUGCCAGCCAACUGGCCCGAGUAUCUCUCGACCGUCGAGCCACCACCCCGUUCGACCCAAGCAGAAGUGUACGGCGUCUUCGUCGAAGCUCUCUCUCCCGUGUUCACUAUAUUGGCCUCUUUGCGUCGUCUCUUCCCCACCUCAACGAUCGACUCGGCUUCGUCGCUAAGGCUCAUCUUUCUCGAGGAGACGCACCAAACCCUUUCUUCCAUCCUACCCGCUUUUGAAGAACUACAACAUAUUCUUCCCUCGCUUCACCAUCUUGAACUGGUCGCCCAUUCUCUCUCACCACCCAGUGGAGCUGCUCCUCCCAAACCUCGAACAGUGCCCUUACCCCUCUGCCCAGCAUGUACGAAAAGCGGUCGAACGCGUUCCAUCACCCACCACCAAGGGUCUUGGCCCGCUCUGAACGAGUCGAUCCCCAGUUUGGCUAUCUCUCUCAAUUCAACCCUCUCCCAAUCCCUCCUCGAUCCUACCUCACCAGAUUACCACAAACCCGCACUCCAAAGCCUAUUCCAAGCCGGGACCCCAAUCCUCUUCACCGCUCAGACGGAGGAAGAAUCAACAGACGAUCUGAAUGCGAUUUUUGGAAAGGAGAUGGGGUGGGGAAGGGAAAUGGUCAAGGUGGAGUGGGAACCAGUGAGGAACAGGUGGAGUGGUGGGUGGCCAAGGUUGGAUGGGUGGGAGGAGGACGGGUAUUGGAAGAAGAAUGGAUGGACUUUUUGUAUUGGCAAGGCUUGA